GUGACGUCUUGACUCUGCUCUCCUGCAUGCGGGCUGAAUCUGAUCGCAUCACAUUCCAGAGAGAGCUGUAAGAUGUGACCUCCUCUCCGCUGCGCUGUGCGGUACUUUAUGUUUCCUAAAAACACGUCUUCACGUCGUUAUUUAAAGGAUUUUAAAGGAUUAAAAUGUCCAACUUGAAGGAGUCCAACUCUUGUCCUGACGGCUACAGGGCUUUAAAUACAAGUGAGCUGAGAGAUCUUCUACAAAACGACGACAAAAUGGACCAAAUCCUCGGACUCAAUGAGAAGUUUCAGGAGCUCCAAGUGGACAGGGAGAUGCUGCAGGCGACCAAUCGGAGCUUGGCCGAGGAGAGCCUCGCCCGACGACCCCGCCUCUGUAACGGCAAACUCCAACUGGCGGAGAAAUACCGGGAGCUGUCCAACCUGGCAACCACAUGCUGGGAAAAACAGAGUCGGCUUGAGCCUCACGUCGAGAAGCACAGCCUGCAGACGGCGCAGAACCUCCUGCAGGAAGAGGUGGCGCGUGCUGAGGAGCAUUCAGAGGAGCUGCUGGAGAAGUUCAUGGAGGGAAACGUGAGCCUGGAUGAGUUCCUGGAUGAGUUCCAAAGCUCAAGGAAGACGUAUCAUAUCCGCCGGGCUCAGGCGGAGAAGAUGCAGGAGGUCGCGCAGGCCAAGCGGCAGCCGAGCAAAAGCAAGAGGGCGGAGGAGAGCAAGGAGGUGAAGAAGGACUCGGAGCUGCCUCAGGAGCCUCAGCGGCCCAACGGCUUCGUAGCGCAGGGACCUCUUAGAGUGUUCCAGGUACGCUACGGCCUCACGCCGGCCAUCCUCCUCCCUCAUUACCCAGUGUCUCCCCCUGCCUCGGCUCCAGGCCAUCCGAGUUGCACCCCCUCACCUGAACCCCAGCUGGGACAGACCCACAUCCUCAGCCCCAGCAACCCUCACGGCGGACACGGCCAGCCUGUCGGCCUCAGGGUCAUCGGACAGUUGCCGGGCGGCUGGCCGGCUAACGGGCGGCCGGUGAGAAUGCAGCAGCUUUACAGGCCGAACCCUCAACAGCCCGAACCGCCGUACCGAUAAGCUCGAUGAGUGAGGAUGAAAAGCCGGUUUGAGAGGUCUUCCGAGACAUGGAACCAAACAGUGGCUGUCACAAUCAUGUAAGCAAAGACUGACCCAGAGACCGGCAGCACUGCAGACGUCCGUUUCUGUUCUCCAUCCAUGACACACACAUGUAACCAGAGCAGAGACAGCGAGACGGCAGGUGACAGGACUCAGAGGGACGACUAGGGAUGGGCUCCGAUAGCCGGACUCGCUAAGCUCCGACGCUAACGAAUCUCUUAUCAAACCUCUUAUCUCUCAUUAUUGUCUUUAAUUUAUACAGAAAACAUUUAGGAGAAGCGGCUGAUUUGUGUGUUUGCCAUUUGAGCAACGUCGCCAUUACUGCGAUAGCAGAGUGAAGCACAAUUACACCGAGAGUGGAGGCAGAGAUAUUUGAGUUAAUCACCCUCCGUCAAGUUAUUCUGAAAUUAAUUAUGACACAGAUUUGAGGGAAAAAUAACAUUAACAUGCCGCUUCUGUCCGAGUAGCUAAUUGAACCCAGCACAAAUGACUAAAUUUCAUGAUUUAAAAUCAUCAAACUUCAUUUCUUCCAUUGUAAACAAAAGAAAUGCAUCAUUUAAUAAAAAUCGGAAACAUAAGAGAGUUCCGAGCUAACGAGAAAUAUGAGGGGUGGUUAGCGGCGCACCGUCAGCCUCCCAUUAAUUGACGGUGCUCAGAAUACAAUAGAUACAUGAAGAUUUAAUAAUAAUGGAGAUUUAGGAGUAGUGUCUUUUGGCUCUAACUAAAGAACUAAAUACAGUUAAAAGUUUAUCAUGUGAGGGAUAAUGUACAGCGAGCCGGCCUUCAGGGUUAUGCAAGACCCCUCAGCAUCGCGUUGGGUUGCCGCAUCACCCUGUCAGGGUUUAUUUCACAACAAUGACCCGCUAGCUGUACAUUAUCCCGCUUAUUACACAGCUACUCACUGAAGAAAUCAAUAAUUUAACACAAAAUGGUCCUCCGGAGUCCAAGAUCAG
This is a messenger RNA of Sebastes umbrosus (honeycomb rockfish), 2068 nucleotides long. It is a transcript of the gene vps37d, whose product is annotated as VPS37D subunit of ESCRT-I. Gene Ontology annotation, cellular component: ESCRT I complex. The transcript has 4 exons. The record is from RefSeq and is a predicted model, not a curated record. The coding region runs from base 165 to 1076 and encodes 303 amino acids. NCBI's taxonomy places the organism in Eukaryota, Metazoa, Chordata, Actinopteri, Perciformes, Sebastidae. Gene Ontology annotation, biological process: ubiquitin-dependent protein catabolic process via the multivesicular body sorting pathway; protein targeting to vacuole; protein targeting to membrane.